Molecule: messenger RNA, 1516 nt
Organism: Exophiala oligosperma
Lineage: Eukaryota; Fungi; Ascomycota; Eurotiomycetes; Chaetothyriales; Herpotrichiellaceae
Exons: 4
Coding region: 443-1159 (238 amino acids)
Molecular function (GO): hydrolase activity
Source: RefSeq, a predicted model, not a curated record
CCGCAAUCAGUGACAGCUUCAAGUUCACUCUCCAGAGCUAUUGGCGUAUCUCCAGAUAAAUCUCAUCUUGGAUAUAUCACCUCAGCGUCGAUCAACAUGGGAGAAUCACACCAGAGCUCAUCUCGUGAUGGCUAUCGCCCCGAAUGGCUGGCUCUUGAAGAUGCUUCAGGUGGCAGGUAUGUUAUGACUGGAAACUUUGCCGUGGAUGUCCCUACCUACGAUGCUGUUUUCGCUGCCAUGUCGAAACAGUGGCCCGAACUACCUGAAGAAAUGACAGUGUGUGAGUGAGUUUCGACAUUGCCACCUUACACUGGCCAGGUUUAACUUCUAGUGAUCGGACUCCUGACCAACCUAAUAUCUAGGGGACGAGAAAACCGACAGUGAACAUGGCGGACUUGACGUGCGGAUCUACAAGCCAGCGUCCGACAAACCUUUGCCUCUCAUGAUUUAUUUUCCUGGCGGGGGCUACAUUGCUGGCAAUUUGGACACUGAAGAUGCCCACUGCAGAAUCUUUGCUGCGAAGACCCCAUGCUUGGUUAUUAGUGUCAACUACCCCAAGGUUCCUUCUGUCAAACUCGACGACAUCAUCAACCUUGGGUGCCUGGCAGUGCCCUGGUGUCGGGAGAAAGCUAAAGAAUUGAAUGAUGAUCAAUCGAAAACUAUUCUAUGCGGAGGCUCAGCUGGUGCCUUUUUAUCGGCACAGAUUGCCUAUCGAUUCAUGGCUGACGGUGACCAUACCAGCAUCACCGGCUGCGUGUUGAUUUUUGCAGUUGCCCUGCAUUGGGAAUACGAUGGCAAAUACAAGCACAUGUAUACAUCAUGGGUGGAGAAUGGCAAUUCCGGUCCCCCUGUCUUUGACCUAGAGCUUGCCAAAUUCAUUUGGUCGCACUACAACAUCGACUUUGACAGUCCACGUCACUUUCCACUCCUUGCAGAUGACCUUUCCAAGUUUCCUCCAUGCUACAUUGUCACGGCUGAGAAGGACUGCUUUCGAGACGAUGGCACUGUUCUAGACUAUCGUCUGCGGGAGAGUGGCGUACGAAGCAAGCUUGACUACUACGAAGGUCUUCCACACUAUUUCCACGCCUUCCCCCAGCUUGGAGUUGCACACGAAGCCAUGGCAAAAGCGGUCGAAGGGGUACGGUUUGUCCUGGAAUAGUAGACAAGGACACUCCCCUCCACAUAUCCUAUCGGCAGACUGAGGAUUUGACCCUUGCCACAUCGAACACUUGAAAGCUGAUGAUCUUGACAAACAUGCUGCUUUCGAGCCAACUGUCUGCCGCCAACUGUCUGCCGCCAGCUGUCUGUUGUAUAACUGGGUCUUUCAACGAUUGAACUGGUCAAUGGUGUCCAAUUAACACUUCGAACCAUGGCGAGAUAUAGCUAAACAGCAGCCAAGUCUGGAUGCCUAAGCCAUAUAGUUCCGCCAAUCUCAACAACUCCACUAGAUGAUUCUGCAUGAUUUGUCGGGACGCGAGUUACCUACAGCGUAUAUAGCUUCGAAUCAAGAUAUGGC